This is a messenger RNA of Elephantulus edwardii (Cape elephant shrew), 2106 nucleotides long. It is a transcript of the gene TEDC2, whose product is annotated as chromosome unknown open reading frame, human C16orf59. The record is from RefSeq and is a predicted model, not a curated record. The transcript is spliced from 12 exons. The coding region runs from base 1 to 2106 and encodes 701 amino acids. NCBI's taxonomy places the organism in Eukaryota, Metazoa, Chordata, Mammalia, Macroscelidea, Macroscelididae.
AUGUUGCCGGCUGACUGCUCGCGCCGGCUGCUGACCGAGCUGCAGGGCGCGCUGGACUCUGUCGCGAAGCGACAGCAGCAGCUGGACCGGAGCCUGCGCGUCUGCCGGCGGUUGCUGGGGACCUGGAAACCAGCAGGGGCCCCAGCUCCAGAACCGACCUCGGGCCCGGCAAGAACGGAGAAGGACCCAUCUCCAGCAAACGCCCCCUGCCCUCGAGACCUCAAGGAGCUAGAGCUUCUGACCCAGGCGCUGGAGAAGGCCGUACGAGUUCGAAAAGGCGUCUCUAAGACUGGGAAGGGAGACAGCGAGCCCAGCCUGAAACCCAGGACCUCGACCACCCUUCUUGCCGCCCCAUCCUCUGUUCCAAGUCGGGCAUCAGAAAUUAAAGCCCCCAGGGGCAUAAGCCAGCCCAAGGUGAAGACCUUGGGGCACUCAGAGCGCAGGCGUCUAUCCCCGGGGGAGAAGACUUCUCUGGGGACAGGAGCUCCUGCCAGAUAUCUCAGCCGGGAGGACCAACAAGUGACCCCAUCAGCAGCACCUCCGAAGGCAGAAGCAUUCACACUCAAGGAUAAAGGGACACUGCUCCGGCUUCCUGUGGCUUUGCAGAAGGCAGCUGCCCAGAACUCCCGCCUGUGGGCCCAGAUUGACUCCACGCAGACUGGUGACGUGGAGAAUGCCGCUGCCAGGGCCCGAUUCCUGCAGAAAAUGAAGGCAGCUGUAUCCUUUUGGGGCGUCCAGGGAUCCUUUAGCUCCAAACCUGGUGGGGAGUCCCCUGGGCUGCUGCUUCAGUCUAGCCGGCCCAUGGCAAAGCACAAUGGGGCAUCAGACAUAGAGGCAGAGCUGGGGAGCCUGAGGAACGCCUGCACCCUACUGCGGCUGCACCUGGGGGACAAGCUGGCAGCAGCCCCAGCUGGCUGGGUGCAGGAGUACCGCUGUAUGCUCACCCUGGAGGGCCUGCAGGCCAUGGCCGCCCAGUGUCUCCACCGGCUGCGGGAGCUGCAAGGAGUGGUGGCAGAACAGCACUUGGAGCUGGGGGCUCUGGGACUGCCCCCUAGGACCUCGUCCCUCUGUGGAGGAGGCAGGAGUGUCCACUGGAGCACCCCACUGCUUCUGUACUCCAGCCCCGGAGAACUGCAGACGCUGGCGGCCCUCCGCCUGCGUGUGGCCAUGCUGGACCAGCAGCUCCACCUGCAAAAGGUCCUGAUGGCUGAGCUUCUCCCCCUGGCGCGACCCUCAGGGCCAGCCCAAGUAGCCCUGUUCAGGGCCCUGCACAGCCUGCUCUGUGAGGGGGGUGCACGCUUCCCCACGGUGCUGCGGGAUGAGCCUGUUGACCAGCCUGCCGGAGCCCAGUCCCGGCCAAUCCGCUCUGACAUGGCUGGCGGGGAGGGGAGAUGGGGCUGCGCGGGCACCCACUCCCACCCAGCCACCCCCCUGUGCAGCCCCUGCUCCGUUAGUAUGAGCGUGCUGGAUCCUGCUCCCGCCCCGCGGGGUCCCACGUUCCAUGAAGCCCUUGGCGAGCUGCUCUUAGCUACCGGCGGUGCUGGGGGCUCAUGGCCAAGCUGUCUCCUGCCGUUCGGGGUCCUAGCCUUGGUGGCCGGCGCCUCUUCCACGGCUAUCACCUUCUCACUGGGCGGACCCCGCCUGGACCUGGCCCAGGGUGCUUCGCUGGCGACGCUUGGCACUGGCCUCGGGCUCCUAGUCGUCGCCUUGCUUUGCAGCUCGGCCACGCCCCCGGCUGGGCCCCGGCUCGCGCCUGCUGCGCCCCCCACCCUGCUGGCACCGUGCACCGCCCUCGCUGCAGCAGGAGGAGGCUGCGGCCAGCCGCCUAGGCCCCGCCCGCUUGGCCCUUCCCGGGAGGCCGCAGACCUGCUCCGCCCGACCCUCGGCGGUGAGUGCGCGGUGGGCGGCGGGCAGCGGGCCUCCGCAGGCGGGGGCGCCGGGAGCGAGCGACGCCUGUCAUCGCGGUGGGCCCAGCGGGAAGACUCGCUCUCUGCAGCCCUGCGCGGCCCGGGGCGCGCCCACGACUGUGUCCACCCAGGGCCAGGCAGCGGCUGCAGACUGACAGCAGACCUCCUCGAAGGCGCGCCCGCGCUGGCCGCAGGCUGA